AUGAAUAUAUUAUAAGAGUACCAAUUGCAGGAGUGUUUGGGGAAUGGAUCUUAUGGGAUAGUGCACAGUGGUGUGAAUGUGGAGAGUGGGAAACGAGUGGCAAUCAAGAUGUUGAGAGAGACGUUUGAGUCGAUGGAGGAGUGUCUGCAAUUGAGAGAAGUGAAGGCGUUGAUGAAAUUGAAGGAGCAUCCAAACAUCAUAAAAUUGCUCGACAUGCGAUACGAGAACAAGCGCCUGUACUUGAUCUAUGAAUAUGUGGAGAACAAUGUGUACUAGCUCUAUACGUAGGAUAAAUUGGAUGAGGAGCGAAUAAAGCACAUAAUACUGCAAUGUGCGAAUGCUUUGCUCCACAUCCAUCAUCUGGGAUAUUUUCAUAGGGACAUAAAGCCGGAGAACAUAUUGAUUGAGAAUGAAUGCGUAAAGCUGAUAGACUUCGGCCUUUCAAGGGAAGUCAAGCCCCCCUUUACUGAUUAUGUGUCCACUCGAUGGUACAGAGCUCCUGAGAUCCUGCUGCAUUCAACUAGUUACGAUGCAUAGAUAGACAUAUUUGCUUUGGGAUGUGUCACAUGCGAAUUGUUUUUGGGAAGACCCUUAUUCGUGGGUGGUUCAGAGUUGGAACAGUUUGAUCGAAUGCAGCAAAUAUUGGGUACAUUCAGUAACUAAGAUUGGAGUGAAGGGGUCAAAUUGGUGAAUCAACUGGGAUUGAAGUUGACACACUACCCAUAGAAGUUAUUGCAUGCAAUCAAAGCAUCCCCAAUGGCUUUAGAUUUGAUACAGGGAAUGCUUAAGUGGAAUCCAAAAUAAAGAUUCACAGCUAAACAAGUCACUGAACAUUUACUGUUCAAGUAGUAACAAACAACGCCAGAGUUUGCUCCUAGAAAACUACAAGAUCUAGGACAAUAAUAACAGGAGUUGAAGAAGUUUACAAAUUAAAAACAACAAUACUAAACGAAGAAAUGAUUUUAUAUUAUUUUGAUUUAUGAGAUAAGUGUUUGGUA
This is a messenger RNA of Paramecium tetraurelia, 998 nucleotides long. RefSeq lists its product as uncharacterized. Gene Ontology annotation, biological process: intracellular signal transduction; protein phosphorylation. The transcript is spliced from 5 exons. Gene Ontology annotation, molecular function: protein serine/threonine kinase activity; ATP binding. Gene Ontology annotation, cellular component: nucleus; cytoplasm. The record is from RefSeq and is a predicted model, not a curated record. NCBI's taxonomy places the organism in Eukaryota, Ciliophora, Oligohymenophorea, Peniculida, Parameciidae.